Columba livia (rock pigeon) is the source of this 1032-nucleotide messenger RNA. It is a transcript of the gene DBNDD2, whose product is annotated as dysbindin domain containing 2. NCBI's taxonomy places the organism in Eukaryota, Metazoa, Chordata, Aves, Columbiformes, Columbidae. The record is from RefSeq and is a predicted model, not a curated record. The transcript has 4 exons. Gene Ontology annotation, biological process: negative regulation of protein kinase activity. The coding region runs from base 117 to 653 and encodes 178 amino acids. Gene Ontology annotation, cellular component: cytoplasm.
AGCACCGCCCCGCAGCGCACGGCAUGGGCGAGCGGCGGCCGGCGGCGGGGGGGGCGGCGGCCCCGCGCUGAGCCCGGCCCGGCCCCAUCCCAUCCCGAGCCGGUGACAGCAGCUGCAUGUCGGGGCCCGGGGCGCAGAGCCGCAGUCGGCGGCUGCCCGCUGACAUGGAGCAGCCUCAGCGGGGCCUGGAUGCAGAGCAGAUGCAGCAGCAGCAGCUGAAACUACGGGACCGGCAGAAGUUCUUUGAAGAGGUUUUCCAGCAUGAUGUGGAUUACUUCUUCCCUAUGUCUCACCUGCAGAUAGAGCAUCGGAGACCACCCUUAGGCAGCAUUUCCUCCAUGGAGGUGAACGUGGACAUGCUGGAGCAGAUGGACAUGAUGGACCUGUCAGACCAGGACGUGUUUCUGGGCUGUGGGACAGAGGAAAGCAGCGUUGCUGAGCCAGGGGCAGAUGCCAGCCAGCACCCAGAGGAAAUCACCCUGAAAGUGCCCAACACAGCGGAGAGCAAGUCACGCAUUUCCUCCACGUCCUCCGUUUCCACGGAUCCGAACAGCCUGGACACCAGCGAGGAGGGGGCUGAGACCCCUGUGGUGCAGUCGGAUGAGGAGGACCUGCAGGAGGACAGUCCCAAAAAGCAGGUGGCAAGAAGCUAGCAGCCAGCUCUGCCCUGCUCCCAGCCUCCUCCGUAUGGACCUGCCAGCCCCGAGGAAGGAAAGCUGCUGGCACCCAGUAAACCCCAUCCUGGACUGCUGCCCUGCCGGAGAGGAGAGGAGGUUUUCCCUUCCUCUUCCUCCGCAGGUUUUCCUGGCAGCCAAGGGAGAACGAAAGGGGUAUUGUAGGCUCCCAAAAUUAACUCUUCAGGCUUUGCUGCUAACACUCCCUGCUUCACUCCCCUGAAAUGCUCAGCAUUCCACAGCCCCAUCAUUCCCAGAAAGGCACCCCAUGGGAUCCCAGCUCCCCCAUCCUACUGACAAGGGUCCUGUCCAGACAAGCAUUUAACGAUACAGAGAAAUAACACUCCAGUCUAAACAA